Molecule: messenger RNA, 1498 nt
Organism: Striga asiatica
Lineage: Eukaryota; Viridiplantae; Streptophyta; Magnoliopsida; Lamiales; Orobanchaceae
Source: the annotation of a GenBank genome assembly
GUUUCUAGUAAUUUACUUUUAUAAAUGGACAUCAAGUAGUGUCGUUAUGACGUGAUGAGAGUUGGUAGGCGGCCCGUGUUAAUAAAUUUCCAGAAAGUAGUAGUAGUUGUUGGAUAGUUGUAGCAGGGGCGUUGAUAUCCAGAAUCAAACCCCAACAUUUCGGAUUUGAGAAAAAGUACUCCCGUUUCGCCCCCUCGCUGUUUAUCGAUUUGCUCGCCCCCCGUAGCUUCGUUGCUGUGCUAAUUGUAUGACUUUGGAGGCAAACGGCGAUGUCUGGCGGCGGAGAUCGACGCCGUCGGACGAGCUGCCGCCCCCUACCCCAGCGGAGUUCAAGGGGACUCCGGGAUCGAUUUUUCAUACAUUAUUGGCACUUAUCUUGUGGCUUGGUUCCGUCCAUUUUAACUUUAUCGUCAUCUUGCUUUCCUUCGUCUUCCUCCCUUUUCCCAGAGCACUCGGAGUCAUAGGAUUGCUGUUCAUAUUCAUAGUAAUCCCAAUUGAUGAGCGGAGUAAGUGGGGCCGUAAACUAUCCAGGUAUAUAUGUAAGCACGCGGUUGGUUAUUUUCCGGUGUCUUUGUAUGUGGAGGACAUUAAAGCCUUUGAUCCUAAUGAGGCCUAUGACACUGAAAUAUCCAUGAUCUGGGGUGGGGUAGCUCUGCUGUGCUUUUGCUGGGGUGUUGUCCGUAUAGUGAGCGUAUGCUUAGCUUUGCAGAGGACAUAUGCUCUCUUUGUGCCAGAUUAUGGGGUGUUCUUGGUUACGAGCCACAUUCAGUUUGGCCUAUUGGAGUUGUUGCACUCGCUGACCUUACAGGUUUCAUGCCUAUCCAUAAAAUCAAAGUUCUUGCCAGUACCGCUGUACGUGUUUUACACUCCAUUCAUGAGACAUGUAUGGUCGUGGUUGGGACUUUCACCUGCCUCAAGGAAAAAUUUUACUACCCUUUUGGCGUCUGGUUAUAGCUGUAUCAUUGUACCAGGGGGAGUUCAGGAGGCCUUCUAUAUGGAGCAUGGCUCUGAGCUAGCCUUUAUUAAGAAAAGAAGAGGAUUUGUACGUAUAGCUAUGGAGAUGGGCAAACCGAUUGUUCCUGUUUUCUGCUUUGGUCAGGUUUGAUAUCUUUCCUUUCACCUCACAGUCGAUGAAUUUUAAAAGUAAGUUCAGCUAGGCGAUGUUAACUUGCUGAUACAUGCUUGUACGAAAUACAUUACAACCACCUUUUACUCAAAUGAGGAAAUAUUUCAAUUGAGUUAUUGUUGGAUUAAAAUAUCCUUCAAAAUCUUUAGCAUAAAUCUUUAUACAAGUCUUUGGAGCAAUAACGUUGUAUACUUUGUGAUCUUUUAAGAGUCCAAAAGCACAAUAAAUGCCUUUUUUUCUCUGCUAUACUUCUGAAAAGAUCUUUAAUUUUCAAAUUAAAUCAUUUUUGUAUUAAACUAGAAUUUUGGAAGCUUUCGCCAAUAUGUAACUAAAAGCAUAUGUAAAAGUUGAAUUCUAUCAGUUUUAUGUAAA